AGAUUCUUCUGUUCCCUUUUUUAUAUUGCAAACCACCAGCCAUCUUCACUCUCCUAUCCUCUCUUAAACUCUGCAAAAGGGGUUUUCUAAGAAUCAAAGAAGAAUGUAUCGUUUCGCAACAAAUCUUGCUUCCAAGGCCAGGGUUGCAAGAAAUAGCACCCGCCAGAUUGGAAGUAGGUUGAGUUGGAGCAGAGACUAUGCAGCCAAAGACAUCAGAUUUGGAGUAGAUGCUAGGGCUUUAAUGCUUAGAGGAGUUGAAGAGCUUGCAGAUGCUGUUAGAGUAACUAUGGGUCCAAAGGGGCGUAAUGUGGUAAUCGAGCAGAGCUAUGGAUCCCCAAAGGUAACAAAAGAUGGUGUAACCGUGGCAAAAAGCAUCGAGUUCAAAGACAAAGUCAAAAAUGUUGGUGCAAGCCUUGUCAAGCAGGUUGCUAAUGCCACUAAUGAUGUGGCCGGUGAUGGUACUACUUGUGCAACGGUCCUUACUGGCGCAAUAUUUUCAGAAGGCUGCAAAUCAGUGGCUGCUGGUGUGAAUGCAAUGGAUCUUAGACGUGGGAUUUCCAUGGCUGUCGAUGCUGUGGUAACUAACUUGAAGAGUAGGGCUCGGAUGAUAAGCACAUCCGAGGAAAUCACACAGGUGGGCACAAUUUCUGCAAAUGGAGAACGAGAGAUCGGUGAGCUAAUUGCAAAGGCCAUGGAGAAAGUUGGAAAAGAGGGUGUCAUUACAAUUCAAGAUGGGAAGACAUUGUAUAACGAAUUAGAAAUUGUCGAGGGAAUGAAGAUGGACAGAGGCUACAUAUCUCCACAUUUCAUCACCAAUCAAAAGAAUCAGAAAUGCGAACUAGAGGACCCUCUCAUUUUAAUCCACGAGAAAAAGAUUACAAGCAUUAAUGCGGUGAUCAAAGUAUUAGAGUUGGCACUGAAGAAACAAAAGCCGUUACUAAUUGUUGCCGAGGAUGUCGAAAGUGAUGCAUUGGCGACCCUAAUUCUUAACAAGAUCCGUGCAGGCAUCAAGGUUUGUGCCAUAAAAGCUCCAGGUUUUGGAGAGAACAGAAAAGCUAACUUGCAGGAUCUUGCUACUCUCACAGGAGGCGAGCUUAUAACCGAAGAACUUGGUAUGAAUCUUGAGAAUGUGGAGUUGCGAAUGCUUGGCUCGUGUAAAAAGGUCACUGUAUCAAAAGAUGACACAGUUGUGCUUGAUGGUGCCGGUGAUAAGAAGUCUAUAGAGGAGCGAUGUGAACAGAUUCGGUCAGCAAUCGAGUCUAGCACCUCCGAUUACGAUAAGGAGAAGUUGCAAGAAAGGUUAGCGAAGCUUUCUGGUGGUGUGGCUGUACUGAAGAUCGGGGGCGCUAGUGACACUGAAGUUGGUGAAAAGAAAGAUAGAGUUACAGACGCUCUAAAUGCUACAAAGGCAGCUGUAGAGGAAGGAAUCGUACCCGGAGGUGGUGUCGCACUUCUUUAUGCAUCAAAGGAGUUGGACAAGUUACCAACCGCCAACUUUGAUCAAAAAAUAGGUGUUCAAAUCAUUCGAAACGCCCUUAAGACGCCGGUUCAUACAAUUGCUACAAACGCUGGGGUCGAGGGGUCUGUUGUGGUUGGGAAGCUUUUGGAGCAGGACAACACUGACCUUGGAUAUGAUGCAGCCAAAGGUGAAUACGUGGAUAUGGUGAAAAGUGGAAUUAUUGACCCGCUAAAAGUGAUAAGAACGGCCUUGGUUGAUGCAGCAAGUGUGUCCUCUUUGAUGACGACCACCGAAGCUAUUGUGGUUGAACUUCCGAAGCCUGCCGGUGAAGCGGCUCCGGCUAUGGGCGGCGGUAUGGGCGGUAUGGGCGGCAUGGAUUUUUGACCGGAGUUUUGAGUACUGAGACCACCGAUUGACAUGCAUUUUACUAACGGGAAUAAACGAUCAAUAUAUGAGAGUAAGAAGGGGAAGAUGUAGCUAGGCUAUGAGAAUAUGUUAUGGUAGAUUGAUAAAAAAAAUCACGUUCUUGUUGAGCAAAAUAUGAUAUGAUUGAUGUAAUUUUAUGCACAAAGUUUAUAUAUCUAUUGUUAAAGU
This is a messenger RNA of Cynara cardunculus var. scolymus (artichoke), 2053 nucleotides long. Its product is annotated as chaperonin CPN60-2, mitochondrial-like. Gene Ontology annotation, molecular function: ATP-dependent protein folding chaperone; ATP binding. Bases 104 to 1843 code for a protein of 579 amino acids. The transcript is spliced from 17 exons. The record is from RefSeq and is a predicted model, not a curated record. Gene Ontology annotation, biological process: protein refolding. Gene Ontology annotation, cellular component: mitochondrion; cytosol. NCBI's taxonomy places the organism in Eukaryota, Viridiplantae, Streptophyta, Magnoliopsida, Asterales, Asteraceae.